AGUAACGUGGUAAUACGAUUGUCGCCAUUGUCUUGUUUCAAUUUAUUUUUCAAUCUAAGAAGAGAAAAUUUGAAAGGAAACAUUUAAUAUAUAAGUUAAUAACACAAGUUUUACAAGGAUUUAAUAACAAUAUGAAUGCACCACCGACCUUUGAAUCAUUUUUACUCUACGAAGGAGAGAAAAAGUAAAAUAAUAAAGGAACAAGAUACAAAGGUACCAAAUGCUGCUAUUUUUACAGUGAACAAAGAAGAUCAUACUCUGGGAAAUAUGAUUCGAAACCAAUUAUUAAAAGAUCCUCAAGUUUUGUUUGCUGGUUACAAAGUACCUCAUCCAUUGGAACAUAAAUUUGUAAUUAGAAUACAAACAACGUCUGAUUAUACACCGCAUGAAGCUUUUAUGCACGCAAUAACUGAUCUUAUAGCAGAAUUAUCAUUAUUUGAAGAACGUUUUAAGGAAGCAAUAAAAGAAAAAAAGGAAGGAUUGGAUUAAUAAAUUUAAGAUUCAUUAUAGAUUUUAACGAAUGAAUAUAUGUGCAUAUGUAUGUUUGUAUAUAUACAUGUAUAUAAGUGUGUGUGUGUGUGUGUGUGUCUUUGUGGCUCAGUUUAAUUUAGAUUAAUUUCAUAUAAUUGCAAGAUCUUUAUAUGAUCAUUCGAUUGAACGUGCUCAAUUCAAUUGUUUCCCCCAAAGUAAAUAUCUAAAUUUGAAAAAGUGUUUCUGUUAUCUUAUUUAGUUAAAGAUUAAUAAUUUUACAUUUGAAUAAAUUUCAUUAUUGAAUUAUUUCUA
This is a messenger RNA of Vespa crabro (European hornet), 783 nucleotides long. It is a transcript of the gene Rpb11, whose product is annotated as DNA-directed RNA polymerase II subunit RPB11. Bases 136 to 489 code for a protein of 117 amino acids. Gene Ontology annotation, molecular function: DNA binding; protein dimerization activity. Gene Ontology annotation, biological process: transcription by RNA polymerase II. The transcript has 4 exons. NCBI's taxonomy places the organism in Eukaryota, Metazoa, Arthropoda, Insecta, Hymenoptera, Vespidae. Gene Ontology annotation, cellular component: RNA polymerase II, core complex. The record is from RefSeq and is a predicted model, not a curated record.